AUGUUAGAGGAUUCAGAUGAGGAAAUUGGCAAUGUUGGAGUAAGAGAAAUAUAUAUUUCUCCUCCUGAAGUUACCGAACUUACUGACGAAGACUCCGGGGAAGAAGACGAGGGAGGUUUUGUAGAUAAUUUAAAUAGAAAGCAAUUAUUAGCACCGGCGGAAGUUGUUUUCGAAAACAAUUAUCGAAUAUCUGAGGCUCCUGUACAUCCGAUCGAAAAUGACAAGCAGCCCACCUUAUCUAUAAAAGCAAACCUCAAAUUCGACUGGAUGGAUGGUGAUAUAAUUGAUAACAAGCCAGAACCAGCAGCUCCGAACUACACACAAUUUUGUAAUAAAUCAGUGGUAGAUAUCUUUGAGAUGUUUUUAGAUGACGACAUUAUCAAUUUUCUGGCAGAAGAAUCAAAUAAAUACGCAGGAUUCAUCAACUGUCCGUCACCAAAUAUUACCGAAGACGAAAUUAGAUGUUUUGUAGCAAUAUUAUACCUUACAGGAUAUGUUGUUUUACCCGGAAAAAGAUUUUAUUGGGACACAGGGGCAGAUAUGCACAAUAAAUUAGUUUCUGAUACCAUGCGACGAGACAGAUUUAUACAGAUUAUGAGAUUUAUUCAUUGCGCAGACAAUACGCAACUAGAUAAAAAAGAUAAAAUGGCCAAACUGCGACCAUUUAUUCAAAAAUUGAAGAAAAACUUUUUAAAUUAUUUUGUGCCAACACAAAAUUUGGACUACGAUGAAGCAAUGGUAAAAUACUAUGGACGUCAUCCAUGCAAACAAUAUAUAAAAGGAAAGCCCAUUAGGUUUGGGUAUAAGGUUUGGUCCCUAAACACCGAUUUUGGGUACUUGGUAAACUUUGAUAUUUAUCAAGGAAGUAAUCCAAACAAAAAUGACUCUUAUAAUUUCGAAUUUGGUGCAUGUGCCGCACCAUUAGUGAAGAUGAUUGACGAAUUGCCAAAUCAAACAUUCCGGCAUAAUAUAUAUUUUGAUAAUCUCUUUACUGGGUUACCUUUACUCUAUCAUCUCAAAGAAAGGGGCUAUGGUGCUACUGGAACGAUAAGGGAAAAUCGCCUUCCUAAGACAUGUCCUAUCAUUGACAAAAAAUCCGCCAAAAAAUGGAAAGAGGAACAUAUGUUUCGAAAAUGUGUAGAGAAACUGGCAUUUCAAUAG
Molecule: messenger RNA, 1161 nt
Organism: Anoplophora glabripennis (Asian longhorned beetle)
Lineage: Eukaryota; Metazoa; Arthropoda; Insecta; Coleoptera; Cerambycidae
Product: piggyBac transposable element-derived protein 3-like
Exons: 1
Coding region: 1-1161 (386 amino acids)
Molecular function (GO): sequence-specific DNA binding
Source: RefSeq, a predicted model, not a curated record